CCCAGCAGGAGGAGCCCCAUGGAGACUGGGGCCACAGGCCACAGGGGACAAGGGCCAGACACCCUGGCCAUGGCUCUGGGCCAUUGACCCAGCCCAGGCAGGCCCGGUGGGGGCGGGGAGGCCUCGGCCUGGAUAAACAGAGGCUCCUGCGGCCUGCAUGCAGGCUCGGCACCUAUCUGCCACUCCCAAAGGAUGCCCAUGGCUGAGGCCCCCCAGGUGGCUGGUGGGCAGGGUGAUGGAGGUGAUGGCGAGGAAGCAGAGCCAGAGGGGAUGUUCAAGGCCCACAAGGACUGCAAGAGAAAAGCCCGGGACUACCUCCGCCUGAUGCCUCUGUGGUUGGCCCCGGUUGUGCUGGCUUUGGUGGGAGUGCUACUCUGGUAUUUCCUAGGGCACAAGGCGGAGGUGACGGUCAGCCAGGUGUACUCAGGCAGCCUGCGCGUGCUCAAUCGCCAUUUCUCCCAGGAUCUGGCCCGCCGGGAGUCCAGUGCCUUCCGCAGUGAAACCGCCAAAGCCCAGAGGAUGCUCAAGGAGCUCAUUGCCAGCACCCGCCUGGGAACUUACUACAACUCCAGCUCCGUCUACUCCUUUGGGGAAGGACCCCUCACCUGCUUCUUCUGGUUCAUUCUUCAAAUCCCUGAGCACCGCCAGCCGAUGCUGAGCCCUGAGGUGGUGCAGGCGCUGUUGAUGGAAGAGCUGCUGUCUACGGUCAACAGCUCGGCUGCCGUCCCCUACCGGGAUGAGUACGAGAUGGACCCGGAGAGCCUAGUAAUCCUGGGCUGUUACCGCUACAGCUACAUUGGUCAGGGCCAGGUCCUCCGGCUGAAGGGACCCGACCAGCUGGCCCCCAGCUGCCUGUGGCAUCUGCAGGGCCCUGAGGACCUCAUGCUCAAACUCCGGCUGGAGUGGACGCUGGCUGAGUGCCGGGACCGACUGGCCAUGUAUGACGUGGCUGGGCCCCUGGAAAAGAGACUCAUCACCUCGGUGUACGGCUGCAGCCGCCAGGAGCCGGUGGUGGAAGUCCUGGCGUCGGGGGCCGUCAUGGCGGUGGUCUGGAAAAAGGGCCUGCACAGCUACUACGACCCCUUCGCGCUCUCCGUGCAGCCGGUGGUCUUCCAGGCCUGCGAGGUGAACCUGACGCUGGAUGACAGGCUGGACUCCCAGGGCAUCCUCAGCACCCCAUAUUUCCCCAGCUACUACUCGCCCCGCACCCACUGCUCCUGGCACCUCACGGUGCCCUCGCUGGACUACGGCUUGGCCCUCUGGUUUGACGCCUAUGCACUGCGAAGGCAGAAGUCCGAUUUGCCAUGCACCCAGGGCCAGUGGACAAUCCAGAACAGGAGGCUGUGUGGCCUGCGUAUCCUGCAACCCUACGCCGAGAGGAUCCCCGUGGUGGCCACAGCCGGCAUCACCAUCAACUUCACCUCCCAGGUCUCCCUCACUGGGCCCGGUGUGCAGGUGCACUACGGCCUGUACAACCAGUCGGACCCCUGCCCUGGAGAGUUCCUCUGCUCUGUGAAUGGACUCUGUGUCCCUGCCUGUGAUGGGGUCAAGGACUGUCCCAACGGCCUGGAUGAGAGAAACUGUGUUUGCAGAGCCACAUUCCAGUGCCAAGAGGACAGCACGUGCAUCUCACUGCUCAAGGUCUGUGACGGGCAGCCUGACUGUCUCAAUGGCAGCGAUGAAGAGCAGUGCCAGGAAGGGGUGCCCUGUGGGACAUUCACCUUCCAGUGUGAGGAUCGGAGCUGCGUGAAGAAGCCCAACCCGCAGUGUGAUGGACAGCCCGACUGUAGGGACGGCUCAGACGAGCAGCACUGUGACUGUGGCCUCCAGGGCCCCUCCAGCCGCAUUGUUGGUGGGGCUGUGUCCUCCGAGGGUGAGUGGCCGUGGCAGGCCAGCCUCCAGGUUCGGGGUCGACACAUCUGUGGGGGGGCCCUCAUCGCUGACCGCUGGGUGAUAACAGCUGCCCACUGCUUCCAGGAGGACAGCAUGGCCUCCCCGGCGCUGUGGACCGUGUUCCUGGGCAAAGUGUGGCAGAACUCGCGCUGGCCGGGCGAGGUGUCCUUCAAGGUGAGCCGCCUGCUCCUGCACCCGUACCACGAAGAAGACAGCCACGACUAUGACGUGGCGCUGCUGCAGCUCGACCACCCGGUGGUGCGCUCGGCCGCUGUGCGCCCCGUCUGCCUGCCCGCGCGCUCUCACUUCUUUGAGCCCGGCCUGCACUGCUGGAUCACCGGCUGGGGCGCCCUGCGCGAGGGAGGCCCCACCAGCAACGCUCUGCAGAAAGCGGAUGUGCAGCUGAUCCCACAGGACCUGUGCAGCGAGGCCUAUCGCUACCAGGUGACGCCACGCAUGCUGUGUGCCGGCUACCGCAAGGGCAAGAAGGAUGCCUGCCAGGGCGACUCGGGCGGUCCGCUGGUGUGCAAGGCACCCAGUGGGCGCUGGUUCCUGGCGGGGCUGGUCAGCUGGGGCCUGGGCUGUGGCCGGCCUAACUACUUCGGCGUCUACACCCGCGUCACGGGGGUGAUCGGCUGGAUUCGGCAAGUGAUGACCUGAGGAACCGCCCCCUGCAGAGCGGGGCCCACCUCUUGGACUCACAGAGCCCAGGGCAACUGCCAAGCAGCGGGACACGUAUGCUGGAGGCAGGCAGGUGGGCCCUGUAGUCGCAGGUGGCGGCAUCUUGUCUUGCCCCUGACGGCUGCUCCGGCGAUGGCAGGAGGCGGAGGAGUGCCAGCAGCUGGAGGUCAAGAUGUCCCCCGAGGACCCAGGCCCACGCCCAGCCGUCUGCCUCCCGAUGCUCUCUCCUCUGUCCCCUUCCUCCACCGCUGCCUAUUUCGGGGAGGUAGCUCAGCAGCAAGAAUGCUGGUUCCAGGUCCCCGGGAGUGUCUGAGACGCACCCCACCUGGUACAGAGGUUACCUGGGCUGCCUGAGCUCCGGAGAGCAGAUUCCAGCUUUGGAAGGCCCUGGCCGAACUUGGGAUCUGGGGAUGGAAAGUGCCUCCAUAGGAGGGGACCCUCAGAGCCCUGGAGACUGCCAGGUGGGCCAGCACCACUGUAAGCCAAAGGCUGGGGAAACCCUGACACCAGGGUCCUUGCCCACCCCUGCCUGUCACCUGGGCCCUCACCAGGAGGUGAGCUCAGCUGCCCUUGGGAAUAAAGCUGCGGAUCCCAGCCCUACUGCUGGAGUUUGAAUGGGGACCUGAGCACCAGCCUCAUGCCUUUGAUUGAAGCAGCCCUUGCUUCCUGCGCAGCCUGUUUGAUAAGUGUCCAGAAUGCCAAGGUGGGCUCAGAGGCAGCAGGCGUGGGCACUGAGGGUGCGGCCUCCCGGGCAGCUGCCCAGGUCCCAGGAGAAAUGCCUGGAAGGCAAUCGUUUGGGGACCCUCGGGUCAGGGUGAGGGAUGUGAGGCGCAAUGGUCUUUUGGGACCUCAGGGGGAAACUGAGGCUCAGAGAGGCAGUUAACAUCCUCAUGAUGGUACUGGGGUCAGGAGCAGAGGGGGCAUGGACACCUGUCUCCCAGUCCCCAUCUACUGUGGUCCCCUCCAGCUCAACACUCACUCCCUUUGGAUUCUUUGAGUCACCGAGUAGUACCUCGGGCUCCAACCAUGUGCCAGCGCUGUGCUGGGACCCCAGGGGUGAAGGACCUGACUCCUGACCCCAGGAGCCAUGACGAUGACCCAGUGGGAAGGGCCAGCGGGGAGCAUGGACCGGGUAAGUCAAGGCAAACUGCUUGGAGGCCGUGAGACUUGAGCUGGGGCUCAGAGGUGGUCAAGGUGGGCACAUCCGGAAAGGAUAUUCCAGGCAGGGGAAGAGCACGUGCAAAGGCACAGAGUCCUGGAAGGACGAGGCACACUGGGACCUGGCAAGCUGAGCGAGCGUGUGUUAGCACAGAGCUAGAGAGGGGAAGGGCUGAAGGAGUCGGAGGGGCAAACUGAGGUGGGAUAACAGAACCUGGAGUUGAGCCAAGAAUUUGACCCUGAAAGCACUGGGGAGCCAUGGCGGGCUCUAUAGUAGAGGAGUGACGUGAGUGGACGCGCACAUUUU
Messenger RNA from Saimiri boliviensis boliviensis (Bolivian squirrel monkey), 4039 nucleotides. It is a transcript of the gene TMPRSS6, whose product is annotated as transmembrane serine protease 6. Gene Ontology annotation, biological process: proteolysis. NCBI's taxonomy places the organism in Eukaryota, Metazoa, Chordata, Mammalia, Primates, Cebidae. The record is from RefSeq and is a predicted model, not a curated record. Gene Ontology annotation, molecular function: protein binding; serine-type endopeptidase activity.